Symbiodinium pilosum is the source of this 1185-nucleotide messenger RNA. The record is from the annotation of a GenBank genome assembly. NCBI's taxonomy places the organism in Eukaryota, Dinophyceae, Suessiales, Symbiodiniaceae.
AUGCAUGCAGUGGAUGUUGACCUGCAAGCAGUUAUUGUAGAUCAAAAAGGUGUGAUAAUAGAUGCGGCUUACUACAACAACAUGAAGGCCUUGAGGUGCGUCACGCACUCCGGAGACGAACAGACCGGAGAGAAGACGGGCAUGGAUGAGACCGUUUGGGUGAUGAUGCAGAGGAUCCCUCAGCAGGUGAAACUGAUCAUCUUUGUGGUUGCUGCACACAACCGUGGGCAGCUUAAGGAUGUGACGAACGGCGUCAUCCACGUCUUGGAGGAUGUUCCUGGCAAUGAAGUUGCGAGCUAUCGGAUGGAACAGAGCCCGAAGGAGGUUGAUGCGGUGCUCAUGAUGAUUCGGUCCGAGUCCGGGGAUUGGAACCUCCGUGUUUUGGACGAGCCUGCUCAGCCAGGCAGGCACUUCAUGGAUAUCCUCGAGCCCACACUGGGUAACUUGAUCCGGACACAGAUUCCUGGAGCACCAAAGCGGCAGAAGGUGGCUUUUGCCAUGGAAAAGGGAUCGAUGGUGGAGCUCCCGCAAAGCUCAGAGCUUGGCAAAGUCACUGCCGGCCUUGGAUGGGAUGUGAAAGCCGGACCUGGCCCAGAUGUGGACUUGGAUGUUUCCGUAGUUUUCUUCUCAGCAGACUGCCAUCAAUUGGGAGCAGUGUUCUUUGGGAAUCAGGAGGAGUUCGGCGUCGUUCAUAGCGGUGACAACUUGACAGGCGAAGGGAGUGGUGACGACGAGGUCAUAACCGUGAACUUGUCGGCCAUACCAGAACGGGUCACGCAGAUGAUCUUCUCCGUGAACAUAUACACCCCAAACAUCACCUUUGACCGAGUCUCCAACGCGUAUUGUCGCAUGUGCAGCCAGGAUGGAACAGAGCUUGCGCGAUACGUCCUGCGGGAGGCCCAGGGUGAGACUGGGCUUCUCAUUGCCCGGCUCAUGCGAGAGCCGGGGCCAAGCCGCUGGGGCUUCCAGGCGAUUGGUACCUUCUGCAAGGGUCGAACAUGGAAAGACUCCUUGAGAGAUAUGGACCCGGUUGUUCGAGCCACAGCCCGCCAAGUGCAAAUGGUCACCAUGCAGUCCACUGCUGACAUGGAGCCAUCCGCAGCAACUGGCUCUGCGGACCGCCCCAUCCUGGCUACCGUGGUCUCAGGGCCUGCAGAUCAGAAGAAAGACUGCACGGUGCAGUGA